AUGUAGAAUUACUUGAAAGAUGAUAAAAUAGAGAGGAAAAACUCAUUACUUCUAAAAUACUACGAAUCAAAUAAAGUGAAGCAAAUUAUUAGUGACUUGCAUUUAAAUAGAGAAGCACUUAAUGUUAUCAGAAAAAAGUUUAAAAAUCUGUUCAUUAGCAGCGAUGAUGAAGAUUAAUAAAGUUAAGUUUUAGAUGAAGAAUAGCUUAAAUAACUUCAUAAUAAUAAACAAGUUUGGGACAUUGAGGAGGACUAAGUUGUAUAGAUACUAAUAGAUACUCAAGCCACUUAUAGAACUGUAAUAAAAAGACUUGGAAAUGAUGUCUAUAACUAUCCGAUUCUAAGGAUUUUAAAUGAAAUUUGGAACAGUCUAAUAUUUCUCAUAGACCAUUUUUAUUCCUGCACAGAUAGGAUAAUAGAUAAAAAGUAUUAGAAGUUAGAUGGUGUGAUCAAGUUAAAGGAGCUUGUCUUUAGAAGAUAAAAAAAUUUGUUUGUUAAAGAAUUUGAGAUGAAAGAGCUUAAAUACUAAGAAGAUAUUAAAAAAUUAUAACUUGCUAUUGAGAGGGCCAAUUAAAGUAAGAGAGAAGUUGAAGAGUAACUCAGAUAAAGAGAAGCUGAAAUAAGUGAACUAACUGAUCCAUAGGGAUUGAAGGGUAAUUAAUUUGUUUUUAUUGACAAUUUAGAGAUGAAUAAUUUGAUGAGAAAUCUGGAUGAAGAGUUUUCUCAGGUCAUGGCUCAAUAAGAGGUUAAAGACUUAAAAAUACAUCAUGAGAAUGAAAAAUAAAGGAAAAAAUAGCCAGCCAAAAUAUCGAUUCCAAAAAGAUUAGGCAGAAGAAAUUCCUUAAAGCAAGUCGACCCAGUGAAUCUACUUGAUGUAUAGUAUAAAGAUAGAAUUAUAGUUUAAGUGCAAAAAGAAUUCGUCUAGCAAUUUUAAAAUCUAAUGAAGCCAUAAGAUGGUUAGCCAGCAGGGGCAAGCCAGCAGAAUGCAGCCAUAAUUUCUGAGUAAAUAAUGAACAGUGUCUUCAAAUAGAUUCAAAAGAAAAAUCUUGAGAUGAUCUAGAAGGAAUCUCCUGAACCUAUUUACAAAACAAAAAUGAAGCAUAAAAGUGUGCUUAAAAAGAAGAGAAUCUCAAAUAAAAUGAAAGCAGGAAUGAUGGAUUUACUUAAGGCAAAAAGACCAUCCUAAAAUUAAGAUUUAGAUCUCUACUAUGAUGAAGAAUAUGAUGUUGAAUAUGAUUAUGAGGAUGACUCGCAUGGAGAAAACAAGUCUGAACAUAGUAAUGCCUAAAUUCUGAAAAAACCGCCAAUUAUAACUUUAGAGCAAGAGAUUCAAACUGAUGAUUCUUAUCUUUAAAACAUUAAUAAUGACAAGGAUGGAAAUGAUAACUAGCCUAAGAAAUAAAAAUAAAAUGUGCUUCUUAAAGCUUUGAAAAAAUACGGCAAAGGAAAGAAUGAAAAAGUUCCAAUGCCCUAAAAUAGCAUAUACUAACUUAUGGAGAUAGCAAUGGAGGAAAAAUACAAAUAUGAUAUAAAAUCUGAUAGAGAGGAGACCUUCCCCAAGUUUUCUUUUGAUUAUUUGAUUAUGCAUUACGGACUUAAAACAAUCGCUUUGAAAAACCUUGGCUCAAUUUCUUUAGGAUUGAAAAACUUGAUUAAAGAUAAGAAAAAUACCUUUGCCUCACUUUUGAUUAGAAUUUUAGGAUUUGAUGAUCCAUUAAAAAAUGAUGAAGCAAGGAUGAUGAUAAAAUCAAGAAAAUUCUUCAAUGAGGUAUAAACAAUAUGGGUCAGCAAACUAGUUGACAAAAUAAAGGACAAGUUUAAAGAUGAAAAUAAUAAUAAUAUCGCCUAAGGUGGAGUAUGCUCUGUUUUUGCAUUGACUGAUCAUUUAAUAUAAUGCUUAGAAAAGAAUAAUACAGUUAUAUUGGAUGAGUUUAUAAGCAAGGUACUUCCAUAAUCAAUUGUAUCGAGAGAGGAUGGCUAAAGCAUAAGUAUCCAUAAUGAUAGUUCAUUUGAUAGUUCUAGUGCUUAGAAAUUUAGGUUAGAUUACAUAUUGAUGAGGUUGGUUCAUCGAAUUUAAAAAAGCGGAAAGGAUCUUAAAAUAUCCAUUGAAAAUUUCUUUAAAUCUUCAACUGAAGAUGAUAAAAGCGUUAUUGUUGAUCAGCUGCUAUCUAAUAACUGCUAAGGUCUUGCUGAACAAGAUUCGAGAUUCCUAAUGUGGGAAAGAAAAAAAUUGCAUGAAAAAGAUAAGCUUAUAUAAUUUUUCCAUCAAUUUGAUGAAAACGGAGAUGGAGUACUCGAAUUAAGAGAAUUCGAAGUUUUAAUGCAUCAUUUUGACAGUACUCUUUAACAAAAAGAAAUAGCUCAUUUCUUUAAUCAGACUCUAGAGUUAGUUUAAAGUGAAAACCCUGAUGAGAUGAGUCCUGACGCCUUUUGUGAGAUGAUGAUUGAACAUAAAAUUGGAGGAUUUGGAAAAGAUAUAAUAACUAAUUAAUAUAUAGACCAGGUUUUAGCCCCUAAAGUAAAGUAAUUAAAAGACAGCAAGAAAACAGGCUAGAAUCUCAUAUGA
Messenger RNA from Stylonychia lemnae, 2565 nucleotides. The record is from the annotation of a GenBank genome assembly. NCBI's taxonomy places the organism in Eukaryota, Ciliophora, Spirotrichea, Sporadotrichida, Oxytrichidae.